Nomascus leucogenys (northern white-cheeked gibbon) is the source of this 3054-nucleotide messenger RNA. RefSeq names its product histone-lysine N-methyltransferase SETMAR. Gene Ontology annotation, cellular component: nucleus. The record is from RefSeq and is a predicted model, not a curated record. NCBI's taxonomy places the organism in Eukaryota, Metazoa, Chordata, Mammalia, Primates, Hylobatidae. Gene Ontology annotation, molecular function: histone methyltransferase activity; nucleic acid binding; zinc ion binding.
GGCCUGUCAGGGUAGUAGGCGCUGCGUGAGGUGGGUAAAUGUUCGCGGAAGCGGCAAAGAAGACACGGCCUUGUGGGAUGGCGGAGUUUAAGGAGAAGCCUGAGGCCCCGACUGAGCAGCUGGAUGUCGCGUGCGGCCAGGAAAACUUGCCGGUGGGCGCGUGGCCCCCGGGGGCCACGCCGGCGCCCUUCCAGUACACUCCCGAUCAUGUAGUUGGACCUGGAGCAGACAUUGAUCCCACUCAAAUAACCUUUCCCGGAUGCAUUUGUGUCAAAACUCCCUGCCUCCCUGGCACUUGCUCCUGUCUCCGCCAUGGAGAGAACUAUGAUGAUAACUCAUGCUUUAGAGAUAUAGGAUCUGGAGAAAAGUAUGCAGAGCCUGUUUUUGAAUGCAAUGUCCUGUGCCGAUGCAGUGACCACUGCAGAAACAGAGUGGUCCAGAAAGGUCUACAGUUCCACUUCCAAGUGUUCAAGACGCAUAAAAAAGGCUGGGGACUUCGUACCUUGGAAUUUAUACCGAAAGGAAGGUUUGUCUGUGAAUAUGCUGGCGAGGUUUUAGGAUUCUCUGAAGUUCAGAGAAGAAUUCACUUACAAACAAAAUCCGACUCCAAUUACAUUAUAGCCAUCAGAGAACAUGUUUAUAAUGGGCAGGUAAUGGAAACAUUUGUUGACCCUACUUAUAUAGGAAAUAUUGGAAGAUUCCUUAAUCAUUCUUGUGAGCCAAACCUUUUGAUGAUUCCUGUCCGAAUUGACUCAAUGGUACCUAAGUUGGCACUUUUUGCAGCCAAAGACAUUGUGCCAGAAGAAGAACUCUCUUAUGAUUAUUCAGGAAGAUAUCUUAAUCUAACAGGCAGUGAAGACAAAGAAAGGCUAGAUAAUGGGAAACUAAGAAAACCUUGUUACUGUGGUGCCAAAUCAUGUACUGCUUUCCUGCCUUUUGACAGUUCUCUAUACUGCCCCUUAGAAAAGUCGAACAUCAGUUGUGGAAAUGAGAAGGAACCCAGCAUGUGUGGCUCAGCCCCUUCUGUGUUCCCCUCCUGCAAGCGAUUGACCCUUGAGACUAUGAAAAUGAUGUUAGACAAAAAGCAAAUUCGAGCAAUUUUCUUAUUCGAGUUCAAAAUGGGUCGUAAAGCAGCAGAGACAACUCGCAACAUCAACAAUGCAUUUGGCCCAGGAACUGCUAACGAACGUACAGUGCAGUGGUGGUUCAAGAAGUUUUGCAAAGGAGAUGAGAGCCUUGAAGAUGAGGAGCGUAGUGGCCGGCCAUCAGAAGUUGACAAUGACCAGUUGAGAGCAAUCAUCGAAGCUGAUCCCCUUACAACUACACGAGAAGUUGCUGAAGAACUCAAUGUCAACCAUUCUACGGUUGUUCGGCAUUUGAAGCAAAUUGGAAAGGUGAAAAAGCUUGAUAAGUGGGUGCCUCAUGAACUGACUGAAAAUCAAAAAAAUCGUCGUUUUGAAGUGUCAUCUUCUCUUAUUCUACGCAACCACAAUGAACCAUUUCUCGAUCGGAUUGUGACGUGUGAUGAAAAGUGGAUUUUAUAUGACAACCGGCGACGAUCAGCUCAGUGGUUGGAUAAAGAAGAAGCUCCAAAGCACUUCCCAAAGCCAAUCUUGCACCCGAAAAAGGUCAUGAUCACUAUUUGGUGGUCUGCUGCUGGUCUGAUCCACUACAGCUUUCUGAAUCCUGGUGAAACCAUUACAUCUGAGAAGUAUGCUCAGGAAAUUGAUGAGAUGCACCAAAAACUGCAACGCCUGCAGCUGGCAUUGGUCAGCAGAAAGGGCCCAAUUCUUCUCCACGACAAUGCCCGACCGCAUGUUGCACAACCCACCCUUCAAAAGUUGAAUGAAUUGGGCUAUGAAGUUUUGCCUCAUCCACCAUAUUCACCUGACCUCUUGCCAACCAACUACCACGUCUUCAAGCAUCUCAACAACUUUUUGCAGGGAAAACGCUUCCACAACCAGCAGGAUGCAGAAAAUGCUUUCCAAGAGUUCAUUGAAUCGCGAAGCACGGAUUUUUAUGCUACAGGAAUAAACCAACUUAUUUGUCGUUGGCAAAAAUGUGUUGAUUGUAAUGGUUCCUAUUUUGAUUAAUAAAAAUGUGUCGAGCCUAGUUAUAAUGAUUUAAAAUUCACGGACCAAAACCGCAGUUAGUUUUGCAUCAACCCAAUAUCUUCAUAGAUAGAAACAGAAAUUAAAAUUGCAUUUGAAGUAGAUUCCACGGACUUAUAUUAAGAAUGUAGAAAGGUGGCCUGGCAUGGUGGCUUACAACUGUAAUCCGAGCACUUUGGGAGGCUCAGGCGGGCAGAUCACUUGAGUCCAAUAGUUCAGGACCAGCCUGGGCAACAUAGUGAGACCCUGACUCUAAUAAAAUAAUUUUUUUAAAAAAGAGUAGAAAUAUGUACCUUGAAAAACAUUUUGGCCCAAGAAUAAUAACAAUCACACUUGAAGAACAAAGCUUUUCUUUAAAAAAAAUUUUCUUUAAUUUUCAAAUUACUAUUCACAAAAUAGCAGUGGCUGUUAGAUUUUGUUCUUGGCCAAAUGGAAAAUUUUGCCCUAAUUAAAAUGUAGUCACUCUCCAGUGUGCUACCAUUGAACAAAUCACUGAACCUUUCCAAGUCAAAGUUUCCUUAGUUGGGAAGAUUGAGUUAACACAUGCAAAGGGGUUAGAACAAUGCCUGAGUAUAUAGAAAGUAUUCAAUAAAUGUAAAUUAUUAGUCUUGAGAACUGUCUGUAGCAUGUGACCCAAAGUUCUCCCUUCUAUUCAGGUGUAAUUAGGAUAUAAUGUCCUUCAGUGGCAGACUUAAAGGGGGAAAAAGUCACAAAGAGGUGACCAGAAGGGUUAGAGCUGAGCAAGAGAGGUUCCUGCCCUGAGCCCUGCAUUUUAGAGUGCCUAGGGUUACAUACGUAUGCACACACACGAAUUAAAGAAGACAUGGAUACCAUAACCAGACACAUGAGUUAAAGAAGACAUGGAUACAGUAACCAGACAAAGACAUUACUAGGAAAGAAAACUAAUACCAAUAUCGCUUUUGAAUAUAGAGGCAAAAAAAAA